Lachnellula hyalina is the source of this 2556-nucleotide messenger RNA. RefSeq lists its product as uncharacterized. The transcript is spliced from 2 exons. Lineage: Eukaryota; Fungi; Ascomycota; Leotiomycetes; Helotiales; Lachnaceae. Bases 1 to 2556 code for a protein of 851 amino acids. The record is from RefSeq and is a predicted model, not a curated record.
AUGGAACAUCCACAUCCUACCUAUGAUAUCAAUGAUCUGAGGCGCGAUACUGCUAGUCGGCUACCGCGGGGGUCAGUGAUGCACGGUCAACCUGAUUCCUUAGUCCACGCGAAACAACAGCAGCACCAGGACCUCAGCAAUACUCGUAGUAGUGCCAAUAAUAAUAGCACGACAACACAUAAUACAGCAAGGAACAACAACGUCGCCUACCGCAAUCGCACCUACUCCACAAGCACCAUCGCUGUUCCUAGAAACCCACCACGCCGGCUCACGCACCCUCUCCCUCUUUCCAACGUCGACCGCGAAUCUAUACCCAUCUCUUCUGCUCCUGUGCAACCGAAGGGCCAGCCCACGUCCACGAAGCCAGACAGGAGGAUACCUGCAUCACAUUCACGGAAUGGGCUACUAGAAGAAUUCUGGUCUGGACCUCCCCCGGCGAUGAUCACCCAGGGCUCCUACAAAAUAGAUACAACAUCGACCACAGACUGGGUUGCAUCGCAACAGCAACAAUCCCUCGUUUCUCCAACUUCUGGCGACGGGUUACCGUCUCCCAACCCAGCAGAACCGCUCUCUGCGAGGUCUGGGAAUGAUAACAGUGGAUCGCGACCUUUGAUCAAACCUAUUCGCGGCUUCAAGCCCUCUUCGCGCAAAAGCGCAGAGAUGGACUCGCGCCGUAUAACCACAGGCACAGUUAUUGGUUUGGACGGAUACACCCGUUCGAAAAGACCGUCCAAUCAGAUGGAACAAGAUGAGCACAAUAGCGACGAUAGCGAUUUAUUCCUACGGGCUGCGAGAGAAGAGGAGUUGGCGCGUGCUGGGGACUCCCUGAGCCGCACGGAUAGCAGAAUGUCCCGAAUCGGCCAACGUCCAUCCCUUCCUCCCUCGAAUCUCUCAUUCCAAUCCUCAACUUCUCGUCGACGUGGAUCCGACCAAGAGAGCUCUAAUGCAUCACGCACAAUGGAAGAACAUGGAAAUGUUGGACAGGCACUUACUUACCGUCCAUCGGAGAGAGAACGAGCCCCAACAGCUCUCGAUGAACUCAAUCGAAGUCGGUUAUACGGAGUCAAUCCUCGUUCUAACCCUACUACGCCUACCAGUAGAACAUUUGGAAGCCGAGAAAUAUCUCCGGAAUCUACAUCACAUGGCAGAAGAGGUUCCAUACCAGACCCCGCUUCUGUAUUACCACCACGCGCGUCGUACAGGCAGUCAAAUCUGUCAUAUUCGGCUCCCCGAACCUACAACUCGUCACCUCUUGUGUCACGAUCAACGGACAUGCAUGAGGUGCCGGAGACACCUCGCGGAGUAGAAGGCACCGAGUCAACCGUGUCAACAACAGCACCAUCGACUGUUUGGGACGAGUUGGAAGAUCUCAAGUCCCGGAUACAUCGACUCGAACUGACUGGAAAACUCCCCGCUACCUCCGGUGCUGCAAUUUCUCGAGCUUCGACUGAUCGACCACAUACUGCUACGACGACUGUAACCACAAUGUCGAGUUCUCCAAAACGAGCCCGCGGCCAUAGUAUAUCACCAACAGAGGCCACCGGUGGAGAAGUACAACCACAUGAAGUUCAUCCUCUUCUACACGCCGCGUUGGCCAAGUCUAAGCCACUCCUUACUUCUGAGGUAUACAAGGCGUUAGAGGCCACCACUUCAGAUGCCCUUGCAAUCGCUUCAAUGAUGGGGUCAUCAGGUCAACCUGGACCCAGUUCAAGCUCACAAUCAACAGUCGGAGGAUCAGGACUCUCGGACCGGCAAGUGCGCCGCAAAGCAGACAGCUUGUGCCGCAGUCUGACCGAAUUGUGUUUGGCCCUGUCUGAUGGGAAAACGGAUAAUGUUCCGCCAGCGACUAUUUUGACCGCUAAUAGGCCAAGCAAUCGCGAACUGGAGGUACUAGAUAGUGUGGAAGAGGACAAUAUUCAACACCAAGCAUUGAGCACGGAUCUCCUUCGAGUCAAGUCCAGUCCGAGAGCUCUCAGUCGGCUUGAACAGCGGAGAAGUAGCCUCCUUGCCACGAGCUCAUUACCCAGUCCUCGAUACGCCCCGUCCGAUGCCGGCACUCCUACACAGUCGUCAAUGGGUGGGCGUCGAACCUCUUUGCUGCUUCGCAACCGACGUGGAACAACUGAGGAACUAGAAGAUGAAGACGAAACGCGAUUCCGGGCACCUUCGAGGGCAACCACCGAAGUUGGCAGAAUGAGGGGAUCUCCAAGAGAAUAUGCCUCCCAGGAGCCCUUGCCAGACAGGCUUUCUGUCCAAUCUGCGCUACCUGUCAGGAGGCAUUAUGCGACGUCAAGUCUUCCUAAUGCGGUGGCAGCACCGGCACCAAUACCGCCCCCCACAAAUCUCGGUGGCAGGCGGUACUUGGACCGUACUGACCGGUCAACGCCUGAGAGGGAUAAUCAGAAUGCGGUGGGCCGAUUGAAGGAAGAGCGUGUGCAGAGGAAAUCAUCCAUCGGCCAAGGCUUCGGUCUAGGAAGAACCGGCAGUCUUACGAGGAGAACACGGCAACCCAGUGGUAUGGAAUCAUCUGCAGGGCAGAACGGCGGAUAUCAAUGA